UUGUGUGGCGCACAAGCAUUCUGCCCUCUCUUGCCAUGGCUAUUGUCAGUGCGAGGCUCUGUUCCUUGCCUCUCUCACUAUCUAUUGUUUCCUCAUCUUCAUCUUCGUAUGAAGAUGCAAAGCCGAACCCAAAUGCAGUGAAGCUACGACAGGACUGGAGGAAACGGUCCAGACCCAUUCCUCCGGGUGGGACCUAUCCGGCUAAGGACCAUUGCAGUCAAUGCGGUUUAUGUGAUACUUAUUAUGUAGCCCAUGUGAAGAAUGCUUGUGCUUUCUUAGGAGAUGGCAUGUCUAAAAUUGAAAGUCAGGAAAAUGUGGUCCAUGGCCGAGGGAGGAAAAAAGAUUCACUAGAUGAGAUGUACUUGGGGGUCUAUGAGGAGCUGUUAUAUGCUCGUAAAACUAAGCCUGUAGAAGGAGCUCAGUGGACAGGGAUAGUAACAACAAUUGCAAUUGAAAUGUUGAAAGCGGGGAUGGUAGAAGCUGUUAUUUGUGUGCAGAGUGAUCCUGAGGAUAGACUUGCUCCAAGACCAGUUUUGGCGAGGACACCGGAGGAAGUUCUAGCGGCUAGAGGUGUUAAGCCAACAUUAUCUCCUAACCUGAAUACACUUGCAUUGGUUGAGGCUGCAGGUGUAAAGCGUCUUCUUUUCUGUGGUGUUGGCUGCCAAGUGCAAGCAUUAAGAUCUGUGGAGCACCAUUUAAAUUUGGAUAAGCUUUAUGUUCUAGGCACCAAUUGCGUGGAUAAUGGAAAACGAGAAGGACUAGAUAAAUUUCUAAAGGCUGCCAGCAGUGAACCGGAAACAGUUCUUCAUUACGAGUUUAUGCAAGAUUAUAAGGUCCAUUUGAAGCAUUUGGAUGGCCAUAUUGAAGAGGUUCCCUAUUUCUGUCUACCAGCAAAUGAGUUAGUUGAUGUCAUCGCCCCAUCUUGCUAUAGCUGCUUCGACUACACAAAUGCAUUAGCGGAUUUGGUGGUUGGAUACAUGGGUGUGCCAAAAUAUUCUGGAAUCGGCAUGACACAGCAUCCACAGUAUGUUACUGUUAGAAAUGAACGUGGAAGAGAAAUGCUGAGUUUGGUGAAAGAUCUUUUGGAGAUUACUCCAACAAUUACUGGUGGUGACCGGCGUCCAUAUGUUAUGGAGACAGUUAAGGCAGACGAUAAUGCUAAGUUUGGAAGGGGUCCUUCUCAGCCUGCACCAAAGUUUGUUGGCAAUUUAAUAGCAUUUUUGCUAAACUUGAUUGGCCCAAAGGGUCUAGAAUUUGCCCGUUAUUCACUGGAUUACCAUACCAUCCGGAACUAUCUCUAUGUAAAUCGUACAUGGGGAAAACAGAGAGCUGAUAGACACAUGCCUUCAUAUGCAAAGAAAAUUGUGGCUACUUACAACCAGAAUGGUGAAAUUGAUCAGAUGCUUUCCAACAGGUGAUUAUAUAAGGUGGAAAAAAUAUGGGAAAUAGCCUGCAUUUCCACAUGAAAUUUUGAAUAUAUAUAUAUAUUAUUUGUUCUUUAGAGAGGCAACUGAAUAUGAUUGCAUAGUGAUAGCAUUCAUUUUCAACAACUAUACACAGAUGUGUGAUCAAUACUUGUAGCAUGUUCAGAUUGUUAAACACACUUGUUUUAAUCAAUAUGUAAUUAAACAAAAACUAUAAAUUUUAUGUCAAAAGUAUUGAUUAUGGAAGAAACCUUUUUUUAUGAAUAGUAUUGGUUUCAAAUACAUCCCGUUCCAAUGUCCAGAUAAUAGUAGAGAUCACAUUGUUGCAACCAUUAGAUCAGGUAGUUCACCCCAUUAAUCAUCGAAUCACCUUGGUCUGAUAGGUCUAUGCCUAAAUUGAAUUAUAUUUUCUUUUCUUUAAUUCCACUAUAAUAUAUGUAGUAUUGUUAAGGGGAUUAAUUACGUUAUUGUUUCAGUUUAGCAACUGAGAAAUUACAUAUGUAGUGAAAAUUAUGAAAUUGUGUACCAUAAUUAUGUAUGUUUUCCUUGAAUAAAACUAAAAAAUAAUAAGUAGAAAUGUUUAAUAGAGAUUCACAAUAGAGUUCACUGUGAAAAAAAAAAAAAAAAAAAAUGGGUGUGUGAGUUUCUUGCCAUGGUGAAAAAUAAAAAUUUUUAAAAAUAAGGAAAAAAAAAAAAAAAAAAAGAAGAAAAAAAAACAUAAGAGAAACAAAAUACAUGCGGGGAGAGAAAAAAGAGGGAUCGUAAAACAGGGUGAAAAUGAGUCAUUACAUAUGAAAUGGACUAAAAAUUUUAAAAACAACAAAAACUGGCUGAAUUUCAUGCUGGUAUGAAGCUCAAUUUCAUUGAUGCAUUUUAAACUAGCUGUGUAUGAAAACUUACGAGUUAUGUGGUUUUUUUUUUGUCAUUGACAAGUUUAGAUAGCAUUUGUAGUAGUUUAUCUACAGGUGCAAGUGUGCAACUGGCUGAUAGAGCUGAUUGCUGGUUACCAUAUUCAGCUUUUCCAGUUUUAGUUGUUUUAACUCGAACCAUUCAAGCUUGGUUCAUGGAGGUUUGGCUGAACUAAAGUAGUCUUGUUUAUUAGCUGGGUCAGACGUUGCCUCCAUCUUAAUCUAGCUUUCAUACCUUUCAGAAAGCAAAUUGCAGUAUAACGUGCUUUAGAAACUACCCUAAUUCUUUUUAAUGUCAUGUUGGCUUUAUAUUAUCAAUCAACUUUUCUUUGUUGAUUUAACUGUUCUAUUUGGGUUGUUUUAGAUGGUCCUAUUAUAGCACAAUAUUUUCAUGUAUUGUGGUGAGCCAAAGAUGGUGUUGAUAAAGUCAGGCUUCUCAGAAAAAUUUAGGAUAAGCUUGAGGUUGAAUUGUUUAAAAUGGAAAUCGUGUCCAAGGAGUCUCACUCGUUCAAAGUACUUUUUUCAUUCAUCAGCCCCUAGUCAAGUUCCCAUACAUAGACAUAAUGCAAUGCUGUGAAUUUUCUAGGAUCGGUUUCUUAUAAACUACCCACAAGUCUACCCUAGCUCCCGUACAAGAAGUGAGCUAUCUCGAGUUGCUCAAUAGGAAUUUGUUUAAUUAAAUUGUCCUAGUGUUAGACCCUUGAAGAAGACCCUUAACCAAGGGCUAGCCUAAGGGAGGUUUUGCUAAGCCUCAGACAGCCAAGCUGGGUACAAGUUAGCUGGCAGUGGCAAAUCCAUUUCCACAUCGUCACAACUCACUAAACGAGUUUUAGUGUAUCUACUCUUUCGUCUAAAUUCAUUAAAUCUAGUGGGUUCUUUUGUUGAGUAGUUGGCAAGGUUUCAUCCAUGCAACAUGGCACAGCUCACUGACUUGGCAAUUUCUAGUAUUCCUAUAUAGUCUUGCAUAAACAUGAUCAAGAGACCAAAUACUUGGAUCAAACUUUUAAAAAAAUAAUAAUGAAUCAAACAGGAGCUAGCACAACUAGAACUUAGGAUGGUUUUAGGGGGUACUUUUAACAUCUUCAUCCUCGCAUUGUUCAAUGGGAAUGCAGAACUAGGAUGUAAAGACAGUUCGACCUCUCGACAUAGAAAACAACUACCCUUGUGUAAUCACAAGAAGAAGGAAUGGGAUUGUUGGUGACAAAAUGAGGAAUGUAGGUGGUGGUCACCCAUGUGUUUCCGCCUCUUUGUGAUGCUGAUAUCUAGUAAAAGGUUGCGCAGUUAAAAAAAAAAAAUCACAGAAGGUUCCAAUGGAAAAAGACAGUGCAACUGUAGUUUUGGACUUCCAUGCUGCAAGUAUCGCAAAAGUCAAAAAACUCAAUCUAGCAUGAAACAAGUUGAAGAAAAAGUAUUGCAUGUUGUAUGCUCCUUGAGUUUUGAGAUUGACCUCACAUUAGUGUAUAUAAUUGAAAGAUUUGUGUGUGGUGGUGAAGAAAUUUUAGAUGGGCCAUUGAGAUAAAGGUUUUAUGCAUGUUCAAAUCAACAGUAUGGAGACUCAUAUGGGUUGUCUUCAAAUCCACUUCUUUUUCUUUAAAUAAUAUUCAUGUUAUAUAUUAUUUAAUGUAAAAUGAAAAAUGAAUUCAUGUUGGAUCCUAGGGGAAAGAAAAUAAAUGACAAAAGUAGGAAGAAAAUUUUGGUCAUUUAAUGUUGAAUGGCAGUGAUAGAAAGUCAGUGGCAUCUUUCUUGUGGGGCAAUUCUUAACAUUUAAAUAGCAGAGAAGUAUUUUGUAGUGGAAAUGCAGAAAAAUCAGGAUGUUUCUAUCAGAUCUCAUUGUAAAUUAUUUGAAAAGCUUUUGGAGUCCGGUCACGAGGUCUGAAUAUUAAGUAUGAAUCAUAGUUCAAAUACUACUUAAUCUAUGUCAUCUCUAUCAAGAUGACAGACCCUAGUACAUCUUUUAAUAAUAAUAAAAAAUAAAAAUAAAAAUAAAAAAGCCAAAUUUAGAGCACUGAAGUCAGAGAUACUGAAUGUCUUUUGCAUGUGGUGUGGUUGGAGUAAUCUGAAAGAAAGGAUGUUGUGUAUAUUGACUUUGAAGAGAGGGUUUGUGGCUGAAAAGAAUUUGGGAGUGCUGACUGACUUGGCAAUAGAAGUUAGUUCAUCCAUUCAAUUUGUUCCCUUGAAUAUAGGAGAUCUAUAUGGUUUUAGACACAUUUGUCAGUGGCCAAAAACUUAUGACCAUGUUAUUUCAUCUUUUUGGUGGACCAAGUUUUAUAGAUGAAAACUGACUCUAACCAACCUUAUUUUGCCAGUAUUUAGAGAAUUUUUUGCUUAGGCAACUGUGAGAAGAUCAAUUUUAUUUUUCUCACUUCUCAUUGUGGGCUCUAUCCAUGUGCAAGGAAACAUGCAGACCUAGAGUCAAUAUGUACUUCUGAAGCAAAACUAGUCAAGACUCCAAUGUCAUUUCACAUUGAAGAGAAUAGAGAUGUUGGAUAUAGUAGAUAAUGGUUCCACCAUAGUUGAAGGCCUUUUGUGGACCAAAUUGUGGAGGUAGUGACCAUCACAAUAAUUAAUGACUAGGUGGACCAGAGAGAGAGAGAGAGAGAGUCAUAUUCAUUUCACUUGGAUUAGAAAAGGAGUCCAUUACAUUUCACAUGGAAACUUUAUUUAAAAUUACAAAAAGUAGAAGGAAAAAAAAAAAAAAAGAAAAAAAAGAAA
This is a messenger RNA of Cornus florida, 5044 nucleotides long. RefSeq names its product 7-hydroxymethyl chlorophyll a reductase, chloroplastic. The record is from RefSeq and is a predicted model, not a curated record. Gene Ontology annotation, biological process: chlorophyll cycle. Bases 36 to 1418 code for a protein of 460 amino acids. NCBI's taxonomy places the organism in Eukaryota, Viridiplantae, Streptophyta, Magnoliopsida, Cornales, Cornaceae. Gene Ontology annotation, cellular component: chloroplast. The transcript is spliced from 19 exons. Gene Ontology annotation, molecular function: 7-hydroxymethyl chlorophyll a reductase activity.